Molecule: messenger RNA, 13544 nt
Organism: Oreochromis niloticus (Nile tilapia)
Lineage: Eukaryota; Metazoa; Chordata; Actinopteri; Cichliformes; Cichlidae
Gene: prkcg
Product: protein kinase C, gamma
Exons: 17
Coding region: 9844-11958 (704 amino acids)
Biological process (GO): protein phosphorylation
Molecular function (GO): zinc ion binding; diacylglycerol-dependent serine/threonine kinase activity; ATP binding
Source: RefSeq, a predicted model, not a curated record
CAUUUUGGGGCAUGUAUUCUGUAAUCUGUAGUGGAAUAAACAGUAUCUGAAAGUCAUGUCUGCAAGAAAGGAAAAAAAAUCCAGCAAAGCCCUGACACAGGGACUAAGAGAUACACUUGGCCAUGCAGUUGAUCCACCUAUUGUUCACUGAAGCCUCAUCAGAAAUGGUCUCAGUGGAAGGGUGGCUGCCUAGAAACCAUUAAGUAAGAGAAUCAUGGAGAAAAUGGUGAGGUGUGGCAAAUUACACAAGAAGCAGAAUGAAAACGUGUGAGAACAGGUCUUAUGGAGCGAUGAAUCCAAAUGAGAAAUUUCUGGUUCCCUUAUCGUCUGUAGAUAGGAGGUACAACUGUGAGUAUCUACAGACAUCUGUAAAACAGUGGUGUUGGGAAUCUUGUCAAAAUUGAUGGGAUGAUGAACGCAGAAAAGUACCAUCAGAUUUUGAUCCACCGUGCAAUACCAUUUAUAAAGCUUCUGAUUGGCAGCGUCUUUAUUUUUCAGUAGGACAGUGAUCCUAAAGACACGGCCAAUGCUUUACGAGCAUAGCUGGAUAGAAAAACACACAGUGGAACUAUCAGUCAUGGAUUGGUCUCCCUAGAGCCCCGCCCUUAAAAUUAUUGAAGCAGUGCGAGAUCAACUUGACGGAGAACCAAACAAAAGGCAGCCAAGUUUCGAAGAAGGGUUUUGAAUUUUGUUUAAGAAUCCCGGAGAACUAUUCCUGAAGACUGCUUACAGAAAUUACAAGAAAGAUGCCAAAGAGAGUUCAGGCUGUGAUGAAGAGUAAAGGUAGUCAUUUGAAGUAUUUAGUUUCAAGCUUGUUGGGGUCCAUUUUUAAAAAGCACAAUGUCUCCUUUCAUUGCUUUGCAGAUGACCUAAAGAUAUAUUUGCCUAGCCAUGUUUCUAGUAAACAGUCGCAGAGAUGUACAAUCCUGGUUGGAGAUAAACUUCUUUAAUCUGAACAAAAGAAAAACAGAAAUUUUAUUUGGGUGACCCGACCUCUCAGAUGGAUAUGACAGCGCCAUCAGUCUUUUAGCUUUUUUGCAAGGAACCUUGAUGUGACUUGACAGUGCUUUAAAAUUUGAUGUUAAGACAAGUUUCUUUCAACUAAGACUUCUCAGUAAGGUGAAGGUCUACCUCCUGCCACAGGACUUUGAGAGAUCACACUAUAAUUUACUUUUUGUCUAAACCAUUGUGACACUUUAUAUGUUGGCUCUGAUAAGUCCUUAGUUUGUCACCUGCAAGCUGUUCAAAAUACAACAGCUGGCCUUUUGACUGGAAAGAAAUGGUGUGAUUACAUUACACGUAUACUGGGCUCCUUGCACUGGCUUCCAGUCCAUUCCAGUUUUAUUACUUGUUUCUAAGAGUCUUAAUGGUUUGGCGCCACCUUACUUAACACAACCUUUGAAAUCCUACCAAGGUUAAACCAGCUGCUCCCAGUCUCUCAGUCAUAUUAAAACUAUUUUAAAACGUAUUUGUUGCUUUCAGGUCUAGUUGAGCAUAAUACCCUGGCUUUUAUUAUCCAAUCACAGUCUUAUUUACUUGUUUUAUUUAAUUUUUUAGUUUAUUUUUAUUGUUAAUUUAGUAACUGUUUUCUAUGGUGUACAUUUUGUAUAUUUUGCACUUUGGUCAACGAAGGUUGUUUAAAACAUGCUAUAUAAAUAGAUAAAUAAAAGUUUCUUUGACUUGACUUAUAAACUCUGUUUUUGCCUUAUAUACUGCUUAUGUUUCAAUAGAUAAUCGGACCUAUUUCACGCUUUCCUGGCAAAAUACAAAGAAAUGAGAAGUGGCUCAAGAAUUUUGCGCAGUACUGUAGUUUGGGUUAAUCUGCUGAUGAAUAACUAAACCCAACCCAACCCCCUAUUUUCCCAUCUUCUCCUCCACACACCCCCACCCUAGCCCACCCCACCUCAGGUAUUCACACACAUACAGUAUGAUGACACACACAUUGAUGAAGGGUGUGUGGGAAUUGAAGGAGUGCUCUGCGUCCCUGCUGAGGUGCAGCAGAUUGAUCCUGUACUGAUCUGCCACCGGCUCCCUGGGGAUUUGUAACGCAUGUCUGCAGCGCAGGGCUUAACACUCGCUCGCUCUCUUUCUGUCUUUGCCGCUAUCAUUCUGCCUCUGUCUAGCGUUGUGUCUUGCUAAGCAGUGCAGUGGCUCCAUGCUCCUACACCUCUCCAAUCUCCAUCUUUCUCACUAUUCUGCCAGUAACAGGUUUCCUUCAUCUUGUGUUUUGAUCUUCUUUUGAUUCUGUUUCCUCUGACUGACUCCGUCAUUUCAUUUAUAUUCUCCUUUCUCUAGUUUAUCCCUUCCUUAAAACAUUUCUAGCCUAACCAGUGUGUUCCUGCAGUAUUUGAUUGAUAAUUCCUACGUUGUUUCUUCUUCUAAUCUUUUAUUAUCUGUUGCACAUGCCAUAUGCAUUAUUGUAUAAUUAUACAUAUUGAUAUGUAUACAUUAUUAUAUAAUUUCUUAUCUUCUUUCUGUCUUUAUAUCCAUAUCCACGCGUAUCUACACACACUUCACUCAGACACGCAGUACAGCACAUGUGGAAAGAGUGCUCUGUUUCUUUUUUAUCAUGUAUGCUCCGCCACAGGGUUCUACAACUCAUCAGCUUGAUCUCUGAAGUUGAAAAAACAUCCAAGCAUCCUUUCAUCUUGCUCUUUUUUUCCCCAGCUACACAGCCAAUUUCUCGCUUCUUCCACACGAGCCACACCGAGCUACAUCCGGGGACAAAUGGGCUAACUGACCCACAGCUAAAACCAAUGUUUGUUUAUGUGUGUGACAGAGAGUAAGAGAGAGACAACAUGUGCACAAAUGUGUGUCUGUGUGUUUGUAUGUUUGCACUUCCUUUUUUUUGCCAUCCCAAGCAGUGUUUGUUGCAAUCUGUGGCUAUUUGAUUAGUUUUAAUGGUAAUGGGCGCAGAGGGUGUUUACACAAUAAUGCACAUGCAAUUUUUUAUGCAAAUUUUGUCUCAUUUAUUCGCAUCUCUGCGGAUAUUCUGUCUCACACCAUUAGAGUAAACCACAACAACGUGUAUUUUCUGUUGUUCUUCAUUGUGCUCAUGCUGACACAGAUUACCCAAGAUGAUGUUUUUUGUUUGUUUUUUUUCUCAAUGAAGUGCUUGUUCUAAGAAUAGUCCAAAAAACGGCCAUCACAAUCGCAGAUUGCUGCAGGUGAUGUCUUAAAAGCCUCUUUUUAGUUCAGCCUACUAUCCCGAAGUUAUAGAUAUUAUAUUUACAUAAAGAUAAAACAGAGGAGAGCAGGGUAGUACAUUUGAGUAGCCUUAAGAGAAUAUGAGGCUUUAAAAAAAACACUGAAUGAAUCUUGUUUAAAAAAAGAAAAAGAAAAGAAAAUCCUGAGUAAUUUUCUAUGAAUGAACUGAGCAAUUAAUAGAAUAAUCAUUUCAGCUCUAAUCUAAGCGCCGGUGCUGUUCACCCUAUUUAAAUUGUAUUUUCUUGAUUUGUCUCUAAAGUCAAUGUUUCAGUGCUGACAGUCCUUAAGAGAGAGCGUUCACAUCAACAGCAAUGCAAGUUUGCUGUCUUGUGCAGCUAGUAUGUGUGAAACAACAUUAACACCGCAUCUAGGACACAAUAAUUAUUCGUAUUACAUCCUUAUUUGCCACUGCUUGUGUGUGUGUGUGUGUGUGUGUGUGUGUGUGUAGUGCCACCUGCCCAAAGGGAAUUCAUCCUAGAAAACUGGGAUGAAGAUUAAGAUAUCCUCAGACUUUACCUUGUUCUCCACAUGCCUCAUUAUCCAAUCGCCCCUCUUACCCUGAAACCCCUGCCCUCCUGCUUUCAUCCUUCCCCUUGAGCGCAUUUUGUUCACAACCUUCUUUUCCUCCUUGUAGCAGUAAGGAAGAUUUUGCAGCCCAAAAGCUGAGGCUUUGAGUUCUUGUUAGUUUUUUUUUUUUCUUUUGCACAUACCCAGUGGAGACGAAGUCUGCCAACGGUGAAUGUUUUAUAUAUCAAAAUUAAAAAAUGGUCAAGGUAGAAAGAAGUUUAAAGUUCACAAAGUCCUUAUUUUAUAGUAAUGGUAUAAUACAUAACUACAGGUAUAUGAAAGAAGUUCAUCAUGCAGAUGUCUGUAACUCAGUAUUCCCAACAAAACAGCUACAAGAAAAGUGAACUUACAUUUACGCGAAUGCUUAUGUUCCUCUGUUGCUGUUGGAUGAGUAAAUAAAAAACUAUUAGCUAACACAAUCAGACAUCAGGGUCAGGCUCACUGCCUGAGUGUUUCUAAAAGUUUCUAAAACAUUUGUAAAUCAUAUGCAUUUAUACAAUCAGUCAAGUUAAGCAAGAGCCAUUACAUAUGGUUUCCCUCUACAUAUGGUAAUGCACAGUUACACAUCAGUGGAAAGCAUUAUACUGAAGCAGCAUGCUAGAAUGUGCUAAACCAAAAUAGGAAAGCACUACAGGCAUACCAAGGAAAAACAGUGGUUGGUUGGAGAUUUUAAAAAAUCCAGAGAAAUCCAGAGAAAUCUAGUUACCUUUUAUGAUGGCGCUCUGCAAAGACAAGGACCAGGUCAGCCACCACUCACGUCUUCAGAGUGAUUUUAGUGCAUCAAGACAGAUUAAAUGGCAAUGAGAUUAUUAACUAUUUUAUAAACUAUGAUUAUAAGAUGGCAAUUUUUUGCAAACCAGCGGUUGCAGUCAGUUUUGUAAACGUUUAGAGACAGGUUGGAUCCCAUCAGGCAGCCUCUGCACACCUUGCAAUUGAAAAUAAUCACAAAGAAGUUAAGGGUCUUGCACGUUCAGUCUCUGGGCAACUGCUGCAAAUAUUUGCAAACAGUCACUGAAUGUCAAAAAAAUUCUGUGCAAUCAUCAGACAACCACCAAUUUUUCUCAGUCAUAAGGAGGUCCUGUCCCAUUUUUACUCUAGUGCGCCCGAGACAUUAGUGUUGUAUUUAAAAGAUGGAUGCAAUCUCUGUAUCUGAGAAAUGAAGCCAGUGUGGAAAAGCCAACCUUUCUUUUUAGUUUCCUAGCUGAGAACUUGUAGGUGGUCUGGAUACUCAUUUGAGCAUCAGUUUUUGUAUAUGCAGUUGUAGCAGUCUGAGAGUCAGUAGGACUUACUCAGCAUUUGAAAUUGGUCCAUUGAAAUUGGUGUCGCAGGUUGUGCAGUUGUGCCAUCCACCACCCCCACGGCCUUCUAACGUGGGCAUAGACUGUAGGUUUUCUUUCUUCCUCACACGUAAAAAGGAAACUACAGGUAAAUUGUCACUAAGUGCAAAUAUGACUAGAAGCAUUCCCUGACCACACAUCAGCUUGUGAUAAGAUGGAAGAGAGCAUGUGUUAGCAGAUGGCAACUCCUGUGAUUUCUAAAAAGUCUAAUUGUAUAGAAGUCUACGGCUCACUUGAUUUAAUAGGUCAGUAAACAUUUUCCUAUUACAGUUAUGGUCUCAGAUGCUAGUUUAAACUCUUUUUUAAUACACCAUGAGGUUCAUUUUCUAAGUUAUGGCUGUAUUUAGAGGAAAAUAAAAAAGAAGGGCUUGCUUUAGGGUAAGGCAUGCUUUAUGAGUGUGCAGUCUUCUCAGCUCCUUGGUCAUAUCCACCCCACAUUUGCUCAUUUGGUUUCAAAACACCAAGAUGGCGAAUGCCUGAAAUUCAAUAUUUCAAAAUGGGAUCCCACAGCUUGAGUCCAUCUUUAAUCAAGCUAUGACAGAGACAGACUUCCUGGAACUACACCGGUUCAGCAGAGUUGUAAUGAAAAUCAUAACUUGUAAACGACUGCACAAAGUGAUGUAAUAUUAAAGACAUUAAUACCUGACACCUCUUACAUGCUUAGAUGUUUGAUUUGCUCAAAUGCCUCUGUUUAGGCGUGCGGUUUUCCACUUUGCAGCAUUUCACAUUGCACUGAGAGGCAGGUCAGGAGUAAAACAAAUAUGGAGAGCAGGCUUAUUUGUUUCAGGACUGAGAGUUUUGUAGGCCAUGUUGACAGACCCUAAUCGCCUGCCAAAUGUCUCAUCUGACUGGCGUGGAGGUUUGUUGCUCUCUUUGAAAAACACAGCGGACCACACUUCAUUAAAAAAGCAAAUAGAAGCCAAUACUGGCAAACAGAGCCAAUUUGAUUCUGAAGAGACAAAUUUAACAGGCAGAUAUGAUUACCUCAGACACCACUUCUCCCCUGAUUCCACAAACAACAGUUAGGCAAGUCAAUUUACCUUAAUUUCAUUGGAGAAAGCCAGCCAGGUUGAAGUCGGUGCUUGAUACGACUGAGCACUCGUUAGAUGAUAAUGGAUGCAUGUAAUUGGUAAAGUGCUGAUUGCUCCCCCCCUCAAAAAGAUUCUAUCGGAGUAGAAUUUUCUGUUUCAUUAAGCCAUGGUCAGAAAUAAUGAGAUGGCCAUCUGUAGACCGUGAGAGAAAAAGAGUGAGUAGGGACUAGUGGUUGGUCAUAACUGAGACAGGUUUUUUGUGGUGUCUUCAGUCUUCUGUUUUUUUCCAUUGUCAGAUGUAUAUUUCCUUUUGGCUUCAGUUCUUUCUGUGUUUUAUACCAUUUCCCUUUGCUGUUAAUCAUGUAGCCCGAAUCAGUGUGUUUCUCACACUUCCACGUGUAUACAUACGUCUUUUUGGUUUACAGCCUUAAUGCAUCAUUGGCUGGCUGCACACCAGCUCACUUUUAUGGCCCGGGAUCAAACACGCACACAUGCUUCAAUGGGCAUGCAAAAGCACACUGAUACAGACACUUUUAGAGCCAUAAGUGCUUACUCAUCAUGCUGCAUGGAGAGCACGCAUUGGGAGCCAUUUAUGUUUUGUUUUCCAAUGCAUUUAUUACUGAAGAGUGCAUGGUCUGCUGCUUAUAUUUUUGUGCCCCUGUGUCUUUCUCUCACUGCGCAAGGACAUCUUUCUCAUUUAGUUGUGACAACAGAACAAGAACAUGACUCAUCCAAGAUAAGACCAAUGAAGACUGGGAGUCUUAUGGGCCAGAAAAUGAAGACAGCAAAGGCAGUUCUAUAGAGAAAAAGCAAAGGAAAGCCCCCUCCCUAUCAUUUCCAAUCAGCUGCUGGUUCUGCAUGACUAAUGCUGAAAUGACAUAUAUCAUUGUCAGAUAGGGCAUGUUCACACAGCUGUUAUUUUUUUUCACCAAAGAUGACUAACUCUAACACACACACGCACCUUAUGCACGCUAGCUCACUAUUAUCUUGCUGGCUGACACCAUUUUGCUCUCUAACAAUCUUGCUAAUUAUAAUUGUUAAUUAAUUCUCUGCCAGUGUCCUCAUCAGGAGACUAAUAACCUACAUUUCCAUUAAUUAGACCUUCAACCCUUUGCUCCCUCUCUCAGUCUCUCUGUCCCACUCCAAUCCACCCCUCCAUCCUCUGCCUCUGAUCCUGCCUGCUGCUCUCUUCUCCCAGGAUCAUCCGUGGACCACACAUGGCCUGCACACAUACAUGCACACAUAGACUGUGAUUAAUUGUGUCUGUGUGCGCUUGCAUUAGUAGCAUUGCGAUGACAAACGUUUGUUCUUGCUGUCACUUUAUGAGCUUUCAACCUGUGACUGAGGGUGAAAAGGGAUUGUGUUUUUAAAGUUAAACUAAUGAAUUGUGAAAAUGUGUUUAUUUACUUUUGAGUGACAGUAAGGUGUAAAGAUCAUUGCAAUCUCCCAUGAAUGACUUCUAAAUAUAGCCUGGCUCUUGCUGACAUCUCAGCGCGUCCAAAGCUCAUAAUGAGCAUUGCACUCCUAGCCAUGGCACGUAGUCUCCAAAAACAGCAGCAUCAUUCUUACACUAUGAUUGCUGCAUGAAUGCUAUUUACAAAGACUUGCUGAGAGCUCAGUAGUGCAGAUUGGUAGCUUUUGUUACUGUCUAAGCACAGUAAGAAGGUCCUGGGUUUAAAUCCAGUCUGGGUCUUAGUCUUGGUCCCUGACUUUGUGUGGGUUCUCUCUGGGAGGAGGGCAGAGUAACCACUGUCUGAGCGUGGCUGGUGGUUACCCACUGUUUUAUGUCUUUUUGGAAAGCUAACCAAGUGUUUGUUCCAGCUCCAUAUUUACUAAAUGGACAUGAGAUGUCAUUGUUCUCAUCUGGCAAGAAAGUGAAAAGGCACAUUUGCAAAUAUCUUAUAUUCUAGUCUUACUUUUAUAAGUAGAGACCAUUUAUCUGAAUUUGAUGCGCUGGAGCACACCCUGGCCCUUCUGGGCUGUGGUAUAGACAAAUCACUCCUUCUGGUCAUUUGUCUAUAAAUUUGUUCCCCUUCUUUUUGAGGUUGUAAAGCUCUCUCAAAGGUAUCAGGGGAUCUACCAGGCCCAUAGCAGCCACCGCCAAUCCAUAAUGAUCGCUGGCCUAGGUUAUUUAUUCAUUAUCAAGAAACAUUUAUCAUUUGUAUAUGAAGCUCUUGGAGGGGUGGGAGCGUGUGUGGUGCAGUGAUCAGCCUAGCAAGAAGGUCCUGGGUUCAAAUCUUGAUUGAAUGUGAGUGUGAAAGGUUGUCUGUCUCUAUGUGUUAGCCCGUCUACAGUUUGGCACAGGGCAAACACUCCUUUUUCCUUAUGACAUCUGGGAUAGGUUCCAGCCCAACUGCAACCCUAAAUUGGAUAAGCGGAAGAAAAUGGAUGGAUGCUUCUACUACAAAUCUGGAAGCGUUUAGUUCUUUGGACUCUUACCGGGUCUCAAUAAAUAUGUGUCCCUAUAGAAAAGGUAAGAAGCUACUGUUCGGCUGUGUAUGCAGCAAUAGGUUGCAUCUGCUGUUGUAGUUUGGACUGUAAGGCUUUGUGUUUUUAUGGGCCAUCUGUGUCUCACUAUCUGCCUGUCCUUUGAUUGCCCACAAACUGUAGAGGCGAUAGACAAAAAGUCCCACUCUCAUGGAGACUACUCUUCCCAUCAGGCUUAGCUGACCUGGUUUCAGUGCAGAGCGGAGCAGUGUUACUAUAUCACCACUCUACUCCUGAUCUCAGAACGCUGAAAUGCUGUGAAAAGCCCGAAACUGAGCCGUAGCAGCAUGGACUAACAGGGUUGUUUGUUUUGCAGGCCUGUUGAUCCUUCAGUCAGCUGGAUCGGCAGCAAACUUGAGUUUGUUUCCACUUUUAGCUACGCUCAGCCAUUUCUCAGACUCCCUGUCUCCGAAGCUCUGCGUUUUUCUUCCAGACUGAAUCCUCUCUCUCCAUCUGGCACAAGAGGAAGUGAGAGACAGUUGGCACUUGCUUGUCCAUACUGUAUUUGUGGUGCUAAAAUGGCAUGUUCUGUCUCAUCCGUCCUCCUUCCUCUACCUCCCUCACCCUCUCCUGAGAGAAGUAACCCAGAUUUCAAAAUGAAUCGCCGCCUAUUCCCCUCAAUCUUUCUCCUCUCUCUCUCUCUCUCUCUCUCUCUCUCCCUCCAUAUUUCUGUUUUUUCUUCCUCUCUCACUCUCUCUCUCUUUCUCUCUCCUUUUCUCUUUCUCUCGUCCUCCUCCUAGUAAAAACAGAAUCAAUCUUGGAAAGAGAAUACCACCUCUCUAUCUCGUCCUCCUCCUCACCCUGCCUCUGGGUUAACGGAUAUAUAUCACUUCACUUCUCUAUAUUUGGUUCCUAGAAAGCUUGAGUCUCUCAAAACGCUUGUUGCUUACCCAUUUUUCAUUUUUACGUUUUUCUUUUCAUUUUUUUUUCUUUUUUUUGGGCUGUUUUUCCUCUGCUAGCCACUGCUUUUUCUUCCCCCUGUUCUCUUUUUCCUGAGGUGACCAGCUACAGGUGUGACACCUUAGCCUUUCAUUUGAAGUGAGCCAGACAGAGAGGAGGAGGAGAACACGAGGAGAAAGACAUCUUCAGCUCAAAACUUUCCUCCAAAAUUGUCCCAAAUUCAGGUCUUCUGCUCAAAGCAAAGCCUUCGUUACUGACACUCAUCAUCCAAUCCCCCUUACCUUUUCAUCUUUUUACCGCAUCCUCCAGGCAUCAUGUCUACUCCAGUCUCCCCGUCCCCCUCGCUCUCCCCACUGACACUGGCCUCCCCUACAUCUGCAACCUCCCCCGGUGCCUCCCCUCUGCCCUCGCCUCUCUCCCCUCCACCCAGGGUGCCCGUGUUUCAGAGGAAGGGAGCGCUCAAACACAAAAGGAUUGUCGAGGUGAAAGACCACCAGUUUACAGCACGCUUCUUCAAACAGCCCACCUUCUGCAGUCACUGCACCGACUUCAUAUGGGGCAUUGGGAAACAGGGAUUCCAAUGUCAAGUUUGCAGUUUCGUGGUCCACAAAAGAUGUCACGAGUUUGUGACCUUCACGUGUCCCGGCUCUGUGACCGCCCCCAGACCAGAUGACCUGAAGAGUCGACACACAUUUAAGGUCCACACGUACUCCAGCCCUACAUUUUGUGACCACUGUGGCUCGUUGCUGUAUGGCCUCAUACACCAGGGCAUGAAAUGUACCAGUUGUGACAUGAACGUCCAUCGGCGAUGCGAAACCAGCGUCCCCAGUUUGUGUGGCCAGGAUCACACAGAGAAGAGAGGGAGAAUCCAUCUGACCAUCAGAGGAGAAAAGGAGGACGUCUAUGUCACAGUGCGGGAGGCUCGUAACUUGAUGCCCAUGGACCCAAAUGGCUUGUCAGACCCGUAUGUUAAACUGAAAUUGAUUCCAGACCCAAAGAGCCACAGCAAACAGAAGACUAAGACCAUCCGCUCAACACUCAAUCCCGUCUGGAAUGAGAGCUUCACCUUCUCCGUGCGUGGUCACCAGUGGGACAGGCGUCUGUCUGUGGAGGUAUGGGACUGGGACCGGACGUCUAGGAACGAUUUCAUGGGAGCGCUGUCGUUUGGCGUGAGUGAGAUCUUCAGGCGUCCAAUCAGUGGUUGGUUCAAACUGCUGGCCCAAGAUGAGGGAGAGUACUACAACAUUCCUGUGCCAGACCCGGACCUGCAGGAGCCUCAGCCAGAUGCUACUACACCUUCUUUGCCUCAAGCGAUGCCUUCCCCACUGUCUGAACCAUUUCCCGUGGCCCUGUCCCCGACCCUCGUCCCCUCCUGUCCCCCUGGCCACACUCCGGGCCCUGGCAAAGUUAAAAUGGGCAUCCACGAUUUCAACUUCCUCAUGGUUCUUGGAAAAGGCAGCUUUGGCAAGGUGCUGCUGGCAGAGGAGCGAGGCAGCGAGCGUCUGUUUGCCAUAAAAGUGCUGAAGAAAGACGUUCUCUUCCAGGACGAGGACACGGAGAGCGCUCUAGUAGAGAGGAGGGUUCUGGCACUCCCUUCUCGUCCUCACUUCCUCACGUCCCUCUACUGCGCCUUCCAGACUGAGGACCGACUGUAUUACGUGAUGGAAUAUGUCAACGGAGGAGACCUGAUGUUUCACAUUCAGAUAGUUGGGAAGUUCAAAGAGCCUCACGCAGCGUUUUAUGCAGCAGAGAUAGCAGUCGGCCUCUUCUUCCUCCACAGCAAAGGCAUCAUCUACAGGGAUCUAAAGCUGGAUAAUGUGCUGCUCGACAGCGAGGGCCACAUAAAGAUAGCAGACUUUGGGAUGUGCAGGGAGGGCAUGUUCGAGGGCGACACCACACGUACCUUCUGCGGCACUCCUGACUACAUCGCCCCUGAGAUUGUGGCCUAUCAGCCCUAUAAUAAAGCAGUGGACUGGUGGUCUUAUGGAGUGCUGCUGUAUGAAAUGCUGGCAGGACAGCCGCCAUUUGAUGGCAUUGACGAGGAGGAGCUGUUUCAGUCCAUCAUGGAGCAGAGCGUCUCAUACCCAAAAAGUCUCUCUCGGGAGGCUGUAGCUAUCUGCAAGGGACUCCUGACAAAGCACCCGGCCAAGCGCCUGGGUGGAGGAGAAGAUGCAGAGAGGGAGAUCAGGGAGCAUCCGUUCUUCCGCUGGAUUGACUGGGACCGUCUGGAGAGACUGGAAAUCCCGCCACCUUUCAAACCCAGAACUGGUGGGAAAAAAGGUGAGAACUUUGACAAGUUCUUCACAGCUGCUCAAACGGCGCUCACCCCCUCGGACCCGGAUAUACUCGCAGCCAUGAACCAGGAAGACUUCGAAGGCUUCUCCUUCAUCAACCCAGACUUUGCUCCGUCACCGCUCACCGCUGUUUGAAAACGGCUCCCAAAUCUGCUCCAGCAGCCAUUCCAAGUCUAGCCAGAUGAUCCUGUUAUCCUUCCGAUUGUAGUUUUAUAGCAGAGAAUUUGAACUUGAGAGCUAGCAGCGAGUAUUACACCUCUCAUAACCAAAUUCAGACGUUUACAUGAAAAUGCCAAGACACCUCGAUUUUCCGGGCACUCUCUUUGAUGCAUGUCUAUUAACUCACUCGUCACAGAAUGUGUAUCAACACUGCAAACAUAGUCAGUACUAUGGACUGCCAUCUUAGACUUUUUUUUAUAAGACUUAACUUGAUCUAAAGGUACUGUAGUAUGAACAUGAGAAAAGUAAUCUCUAUGCAUGCAGAUAGUUUUUAUAGUACUAGACUAUCCACGGCAGAUACUUUACUUUCCUUUCCUUUAAGUAAAGUAGUCAUAUGUUGUGCGCACGUGUAAUUUACCAGUUAUAUUUCACCAGUCGGGGUUUCACUCAUGCAGCUACACAGACCACACAGUAUGUAAAAGCAGGACAUCUCACCAUUUUGAUGCCAAUUCCACCUUAGCAUUGCAAGUACUCAGCAUCAACAGCACUUAAAUGUGUCUUUCUGACUACCUACAGUAUCUCACUCUGGUUUUUUUUUGUGCUCUCUAUUUUGGAUAAAUGACACGUUGACUAUGAAGCAAAUUGAGCGGGUAGCCACUUUUAGGUAUUUAUUUAUUUUAUAAGAGAGGCGUCCCGUGGAAGCGUUUAGACUCCUCUGACCUGGCUCGACCUCUCGGUUUAACGUCACACCGGUGACUUCAGAUGACCCACUGAGAUGUUUAAACAAUGCAGUUAGCACAAUGUGACAGUUAGAGUGGACCACAGCUCUGCUCCACCCACCCAGGCUCACACUGUGUGGUGUGUAAUGUCACUGGAAGGGAGUCCUCACUUGACAUUCACAGUUUAUCUGCAUUAUUAUUAUUUUUUUAUUCUUGAGCACGCUAUGGAAUAUGGCCUAUCUGCAUUGCAACUACAGAUAUCCUAUUACUCCAAGUAAACAUUACAGUUUUAUCAAUAAAAGCCUCUUUUUAAUGUCUUUCCCAGACAAGAGGCUUGUUAGCUUGCGCAGGUACAUAUACUUAUGAUUUUAAUGGUGUAUGCCGUAAAGCUUUUUGCUGCGUAAUGAUGUGCUCACAGUAUUGAUUAGGAGUAAUUAAAAGUGAGGCUCACUGGGACUGUUCAAUACAUGGAAAAAUAACAGCAGUGCUGUCAUUAAGCCCUAUCUGAACAGAGCAGGUGGCUGCAAACUUACUGUGCAAAAAUCUCAUCCCCGUGCUCUUAUCUAAUGAACCAGCUGGUCAUUUCACACAUAAAUAUGGUUUAUUUCUUUGAUUCUUUUUUUCAUGUACAGUUUUGCUUUACAUCUGUUUGCCUGUUAUUUUAGAUCCGAUUGAGCUGAAGUCAGAUGUCACUGCACACAAUCCCUCAGUACGAUAAUUACAAUAGAUGAUGAUCAAUAGUGCAAUAGAUCAUUGAUAGGUCAUGUAUCUGAUAGUUUUUGUUUUUAUGUGCUGGAAAAAGAAAAAGAAAAUAAAGUUGAUGGGAAAAAAAUGAUGAAACAG